Messenger RNA from Solea senegalensis (Senegalese sole), 590 nucleotides. It is a transcript of the gene faua, whose product is annotated as FAU ubiquitin like and ribosomal protein S30 fusion a. The transcript has 5 exons. Gene Ontology annotation, biological process: translation. The record is from RefSeq and is a predicted model, not a curated record. NCBI's taxonomy places the organism in Eukaryota, Metazoa, Chordata, Actinopteri, Pleuronectiformes, Soleidae. Gene Ontology annotation, molecular function: protein binding; structural constituent of ribosome. Gene Ontology annotation, cellular component: ribosome; cytosolic small ribosomal subunit. Bases 90 to 491 code for a protein of 133 amino acids.
CUACGUAAACCCGCAGUUGCGCAGUGUCGACCGUAGAAAAGUCCUUUUUAUGCCUAGUGUUGAACGACUAGCAUCAACCGAGCAUCAAGAUGCAGCUCUUCGUGCGUGCUCAGAACACUCACACCCUUGAGGUGACCGGACAGGAAACUGUUGGACAGAUCAAGGCCCAUGUCCAGGCUCUGGAGGGUCUUCUGGUCGAGGACCAGGUGCUGUUGUUUGGUGGAUGCCCACUUGAGGAUGAUACCUCUCUGGCUUCCUGUGGAGUCUUGGAGCACUGCACUCUGGAGGUAGCUGGCAGGCUGCUGGGAGGCAAGGUCCACGGCUCCCUGGCCCGUGCCGGAAAAGUGAGGGGACAGACUCCCAAGGUUGACAAGCAGGAGAAGAAGAAAAAGAAGACUGGCCGUGCCAAGCGUCGCAUCCAGUACAACAGGCGCUUCGUGAAUGUUGUGCCCACAUUCGGAAAGAAGAAGGGACCCAACGCUAACUCCUAAAUGCUUCAAUGGCCCAAAGGAGAAGCUUGAUCACUGUCCAUCAGUUUUUAUUGAGUAGAAUGUUAUCCUGUACAUAAUAAAACUUGGCUUGGACAGAAA